Messenger RNA from Pelobates fuscus (common spadefoot toad), 1306 nucleotides. RefSeq names its product ADP ribosylation factor 4 (gene ARF4). Lineage: Eukaryota; Metazoa; Chordata; Amphibia; Anura; Pelobatidae. The transcript has 6 exons. Gene Ontology annotation, cellular component: cytoplasm; plasma membrane. Gene Ontology annotation, molecular function: GTPase activity; GTP binding. Gene Ontology annotation, biological process: intracellular protein transport; vesicle-mediated transport. The coding region runs from base 108 to 650 and encodes 180 amino acids. The record is from RefSeq and is a predicted model, not a curated record.
GUGGCGCCGAUGACGUCAUUGCGAGCGCGUUGGAAGCGUGACGUGGCAGGGAGCGAGCAGAGCAGAGCACGGCAGAAGCAGCAGCAGCAGCACUACUCGCAGCAGCCAUGGGCCUCACCAUCUCCUCGCUCUUCUCUCGGCUCUUCGGCAAGAAACAGAUGAGGAUAUUAAUGGUUGGUUUGGAUGCUGCUGGAAAAACAACCAUUUUAUACAAAUUGAAGCUUGGAGAGAUAGUGACAACAAUUCCAACCAUUGGUUUUAAUGUGGAAACCGUAGAAUAUAAAAAUAUCUGCUUCACCGUGUGGGAUGUUGGUGGCCAGGAUAAAAUCCGACCCCUCUGGAGACACUAUUUCCAGAACACGCAGGGUCUCAUUUUCGUUGUAGAUAGUAAUGACAGAGAGAGAAUUCAGGAAGCUGCCGAAGAAUUACAGAAAAUGCUUCAGGAGGAUGAGCUGAGAGAUGCAGUACUUCUAGUCUUUGCAAAUAAGCAAGACCUGCCCAACGCCAUGGCGAUCAGUGAAAUGACAGACAAAUUGACACUCCAGACUCUUCGUAAUAAGACUUGGUAUGUGCAAGCAACUUGUGCGACUCAAGGAACCGGUCUAUAUGAAGGACUCGACUGGCUUUCAAACGAGCUCUCCAAGCGCUAAAUCACGUACAAUUCUUGCACCGAGGACAUGGCGAUCGAAUUGGCCUAGGCUCGUAACAUCCAAACUAGUUUGCAUCUUGGUCAUUUAUAUGGUUUAAGGAACUGGUAUGGGCAGCCAACAGUCAUAUGUUUAAAGAUUUGUUUUGUUUAUUUACCAAAAUAUUUGUUUCCAUGUUACUUCCAGGGUAACAUGGCAGGGGUUAAAAUGGAAAAAUAUAAUAAAUCCUCCCUUCUGUGAAUGUGUACUCCUGGUUCUACUUGUCCCCCAUUUUCCCCAAGCUUUUAUUCCUGGACAUAAUUAUUGUGAUGCUAUAGAAUUGAAAGUUGUUUUGUGGGGGGCGGGAGGUUUGUUCCUCUUGUAAUCUUGUCAUUAACAAAGUCAUUUUUGAGUUGGUUGGGGCCAUGUGUUUGCCCCGAUCCUGGUUAACUGAUGGAUUUAAAAUAGUGUCUAUGCUUCAAGAUUUUUUUUAUUUUUUUGUUUGUGUCAUUCCUUAGACAUUUCUGCUGAUUUAAAACAUAGCAUUCCAUGCGUAUUUAUUUAAAAUAUUUUCCCCACAAUAAAAACGAACCCUCUCAAGUGGCAGAGGGUACCGACUGUGUUGUCUAAACUCUUUAUUUUACUGCUCGUGCCAGCAAAAAAAUUAAAUAAAAAUCCCC